AUGGUGCAGUUGCCUGUGGUGGACUUAUUUGAGAUGACAAAGGAUUUUUCUACCGGGGGCUUGUAUAUGAGUGAGAGAGAGAUCGUUGAAGCUCCCCGCGAGUCCUUCCCGCCACGUCCGUUGGGAAUGGCAGUAUCCCUGUGCGCUGUGACAAGCAGAACGAGUUCCAAUCCUGUUCAAGGGGAAAAAUGCAAAUACGCUGGUCAAUCAGUGAGAGCACUUCCUAUACAUAUAUUGUCGGUUGGGAAAAAGCGAUCUCCUGCUGUACAACUCGUGGUUGACGAGUAUGUUCAAAAGCUCAAGUACUAUUGCGGUGUUGAGGAUGUUUAAAUAUGAUCAAAUCCUAGAAAUGCAGGUGACACGAGGGCUCAGGUUGAUGAUGAAGACAAAGCAGUGAUGGACCUUAUCAGAUCUGAUGACUGGGUUGUGAUGUUGGACGAGUAUGGGCAAGACAUAGGUUCUGAACAAAUGGCUGAAUUGGUGGCUGAUGCUGGAUAUACGGUGAGGUUUACAUCUCAUUUAUGA
Prosopis cineraria is the source of this 525-nucleotide messenger RNA. Its product is annotated as putative RNA methyltransferase At5g10620. Gene Ontology annotation, molecular function: methyltransferase activity. Gene Ontology annotation, biological process: rRNA processing. The record is from RefSeq and is a predicted model, not a curated record. The transcript has 6 exons. Lineage: Eukaryota; Viridiplantae; Streptophyta; Magnoliopsida; Fabales; Fabaceae.